Molecule: messenger RNA, 5075 nt
Organism: Nylanderia fulva
Lineage: Eukaryota; Metazoa; Arthropoda; Insecta; Hymenoptera; Formicidae
Biological process (GO): regulation of DNA-templated transcription
Molecular function (GO): DNA-binding transcription factor activity, RNA polymerase II-specific; RNA polymerase II cis-regulatory region sequence-specific DNA binding
Source: RefSeq, a predicted model, not a curated record
AUAGAUAUAUCUUAUAUAGAUUAUAUACGAAUUAGAUCCUUAUUUGUAUAUUACUAUUGAUCCAUAAUUUCGAGACAAAGAAGGACCUAGAAAGUGAAGUACCCGGGAUUAAUUGUGACCGGGUCAAACUGCACGAGACGAGCCGUCUUCGCAGGUGGCAAGCAGGCAUGCAAAUCUAAAAAAGGAGGGUCCACGCACACGAGAGCACGUGCUCGUAUUUUGCAAGAGACCCUCUUUUCAGAAGCGGCGGCAGUGAUCAGCUGGCGAUAUUUCUUCCUUUUCUCCGAUCUUCGCAAGACUGAGGGAGAGGGAAUCAGAAAAAAGCGCUAAAAAGAACGAAAAUGAGCGUUGCCACCCCUUCUCCAUUCCGCGCACCCGCAUCCUGUGGCAGCUUUCGUAAAAACCAUCGGUCCGUCGGUCUCCAUUCAAAAGCACGAGUCACGGGGGCUCAUUUACGAAUUUCACAACGAAAUUCUACACUGGCUGGGAGCGGGGCGUCUGCGAUCUCGCUUGAAGAGACUUAAAAAUAACGACAAUGCUGAGAAAUAAUCGAGACGUAAAGCAUAUUCUUGCAUAAUGAUUCACGGACCAUGAAUAGAGAAUUAAAUUGCGCCGCCCGAUGUCAUUGCACCCUAGAUCCUAGAGGAUGCAUAGGGGAGCCGAAGGAAAGCGCAGACGGGGUUAAGUAACGAGCGAUAAUGGCGGGGACAACUUGCCGUAGGGAGAAUGGCGAGCAACCACCCUGCGUAAGCCGCGGGGGCCAGUCGUGCUCCUCCUACGCAGCCUUUCAUCUCCGCGCUCUCCCGCGAGACACACUCGUCACGCGUGUCGCACAUUGCCGCCACACGAACGGGACCACCACCACCACCACCACCAUCGCACACGCGGAGGAACCGGGUGGGCACGCUUCUGAGGCGCGUGCAGCUGAAGACGAAGAAGACGACGACGAUGAUGACGAAGAGCGCCGCGGCGGCGGCGGCAACGGAGGGCGAGGGAGGCUGCGCUGCUAUAUGUAGCCCCGAAUCUUAGCCGGGGCAACUAUUGCGCCCGAAAUUGCCGAAGCGAACGCAACCCCUGCGCCGCUCGACGUACACGUCACCGGAAUCGGAUUAUAAUUCCUUCUCGAUAUCUUCGCGAUCACCGGAUCUUAUCUCAUAUCUUCGUCAUCCUUAUUGCAGAUAAUAUCGCAGAUAGUCGGUGCAACGAGUGUGUUGGUUUGUGAGUCUUGAAUUGAUAAGUAUGACUUGUGUGCAUUGAGGAGACAAAAAUCGAGGAAGAGACGAGGAAGAUGCCGCGGGCGUUUCUGAUCACGCAUCGCAGGUACAACGGUGCUGAAGAAGAGGUCGGAGGAUCUGAAAGAGAUUUCAGUCCCGAGAGAAGCGUGAGGUUGGCCGAUUACAGCAGCGGUCAGCCAACUUCUGAUGGCGCCAGCGAGUGUGGCAGUGAAACAUCGUCCGAAUGCCCUGAAGAGCUGUACAAUCUGACGAAGCUGGCGGAAGUGAGUCUGGCGGCGGCGGCAGGCACCCUGAUUCACCAUAGCAAUGUCAUCUAUCAGCGACCGGUGUCGCCCAAGGUCGCACAGUACCCUGCAGAGACCAGCAGGACUCUGACAUCUCGAUCUACUGUCCAGAUAAUAGGAAACCAGGACCAAGUCUUGGGUGAACGGACGAGACUCUUCUUCGAGCGAAUCGAGACUGAGAGGGAGAUCCUGGAGGGUCGAUCCGAAGAGAAUUCCACCUUGGGGAUUCGUCUUUCACCGCGACAUCCUUCCUGCUCCUCGCAGGAAGAGCCGAGUUUCUCAAAAGUACCGAUUGUUUCCAAUGUCGACGUAGAUCCGUCGCCAGUAUCGUUAUCAUCCAGCGUGUCUCAAACUCGAAGGACGAUCGGUGCCGCGGAGCUCAAGGCGGAGGAAAACGAGGAUCACGAAUGUCCUGAUUGUGGCAAGAAGUACUCGACCUCGUCGAAUCUGGCCAGACAUCGUCAAACGCACAGAUCAUUGGGUGAUAAAAAGGCUAGGAGGUGUCCACAUUGCGACAAGGUCUACGUCAGCAUGCCGGCAUUCAGCAUGCACGUGAGGACCCAUAAUCAGGGAUGCAAGUGCCAUUAUUGCGGCAAGUGCUUCUCCAGACCGUGGCUUCUGCAAGGACACAUACGCACGCAUACAGGUGAGAAGCCCUUCAAGUGCACCAUUUGCAACAAAGCUUUUGCCGACAAAUCAAACUUACGAGCUCACAUACAAACGCACUCGAAUACUAAACCUCAUGUGUGCAGUCGCUGUGGCAAGGCUUUCGCUUUAAAAUCUUACCUUUACAAGCACGAGGAGUCAUCUUGCAUGCGUGCCCAUCACCGAUCGUCCACGGAGAAGUCCGAUCAAAUCGAACAGCAGACAUCGCUAUCGGUGAAAUCGAGUGCUCCAUUACUAUCGUCGCCCACCAGCGUCAUAGUUCCUCGAUUAGGACUCGAGCGAGAUCAGAAGGGCUCGUCCUCGGCAUUCUCCGCGAUCAUCAGGCAUACCAGGACGACGGACGCGGCGACACCGUCGAAGCGAUCCUGCAAAGAGAGGACGCCCUGUCCGAACGAUCCGAAUGAGGAGAAGCAGAGCCCCGAUUCGGCGACGAAGGAUUCGGAAUACGAAUCCAGGAUGGUUAUCAGGACGUCGGUGAUAUCUCCCAAUCCGGAGCAUCUGCAUCUACGUUUCGAAAACGACGUUAAGAGUUCCUCGACUACGUACGAUUAUCCCGAUCCGACGAGAUCCUCGGCCUUUUCGAGACCCGCCGGGAUGACUUUAAACCUGGCCAUCGCUUAAAAAUCGGUCGGUCGACACCUGCAAUUAGAUCAAAUCAGUCAUGUUAAAGAGAUUCAAAUUCGACUUUAUUAUUAUACUUACUUUCGUUUGAAAUUCCACGAGAAAUUCUCUCGAAUUCACUCGAUUAGAAAUUCGCAGAGAUUCCAAGGAUUUUCUUAUAGAAGAUUGCAGAUUUUGACUUUCUGAAAAAUUGAAGGUUCAAGAUUUUUAAAAAUCAUUUAUUGAAAUUAUUCACUAUAAUAAUCUGGUCACUGUUUCUUAUGAGAUUAUUACGAAAAGAUUUAAUUGAGAAAUUGACAAAGGCGAUUAAUUUGUAUCGUUUGAUUUAGAAAAGUGAUUUUACAGAAUGUUCUAAAAUUAUUACGUUUUUUUAAAUCAGUUUUUUAAAAAUAAUAAUUAGUUUAGAGUGAAUCUUUUCCUAUCAAAAAAUAUGAUUAAAAUUGAAAUAUUAUUUUUUUUAAUCACAUACAUGAUAAUAAUAAUUUCGUAAAUACUUUCAAUGAUGUUUUUACAGAUAUUAUCAGAGAUUGUCCUGUAUUCAGCCUUCUUUUAUUGCGAUCGAACGAAUAUUAUUUUUAAUAAUCUGAAUAAGCUGAUUAUUUCUGACAAGACAAAGUUACGAAUUAGUAAAAACAACAGAGCAUGUGACAGAUACUAUUCCAAGCAUCUUCCGAGAAUUAGGGACCAUCUAGUAAUUAGUCAUAAUGUUAAAUCUAUAUAAGCCGUUAAUUUACGAUCCGUUGGUAUAACACCGUAUUUUAUAAAUAUUGGAUCGUGUUCUUCAGCGUGUGUAUAAUUUGAUACAGCAAUAUAGUUUCGACGGAAGAAUUGAUUAAUAUAUUAUGCAAAUGAGAACUUAAAAAGAAAUUUUCAAGACAUAAGAUCGCCUCCAACAAGAGAGUUUGUUAAACGCCAGACUUGUGACCUUAUCUAUUUAAAGACGUAGCUGUCAUACGGUGUUAAAUAAUUGAAAUUAAUCGUCGAUACGCGGACAGAAUUGCAAUGCCUUACAUGUUAUUAUUUUAGAAUUAAAUAACAAAGGUUCGAGGCUCUUCGAGGCAGCUAUCGACUUUAUACAAAAUGUAGAUACGUAUAUAUAACCGACAAGUUCCAUAAUGAAUGAAUCCCAAUGAAUGUGUGUAAAAAUAUAAAAUGUAGCCGAGUGGAGUUCGGUCUUAAAAUAUCGAAGGAAACGAUACAACAUUCGGCGCAAGUUCGUUGUGUCGAAAAAACUUUGCAUCUCCUGCAGCAUUAGUAUGCAAGCAUUGAGACGUUCACAAAAUUGCGAGAAAGUGUAUCUGUGAUUCGGAAUUGCGCAACCGGUUGCGAAAAGCAAAAAACAGGCUCCAGACAAUGCGAAAAUUAUUUAUAUUUUAUAUAUAUAUAUAUAUAUAUAUAUAUAUAUAUAUUAUAUCAUAUCAUAAAAAUUUUAAGUCCGAUGAUCUUUUAUUAGGAUAUUUUAUAUGUAAUAAAUUUUGUAUAUACCAUUAUAUAGAAAAUCAUACAGCACCAACACACGUUAUCCAAUCGAGCAUCGUUUAGAGCCGUAACGUAGGUUGUCUGUUCUCCAUCAGCGAAGUAAUUAUAGCCAUGAUAAAUAAGCCUUCUUCUUUCGUUUUUUGAUACCAAAAAAAAAUUGGUAUCCGAUCAGAGUGUCGAACUAGUCGAAUCCGUUCCGUCAUUGCGAACGCAAUCUGCCGUCGUGGCAAGUCUCAAUUUUGCAAUUUAUAUUUUAAAUUGCGGAUAUUACCUAGAAAAAAUCGAUGACGUGUCUCUUUUUCAAUGAUUCGAGGGACGGCAAGAUUAUGCGAAUGGCGACGGUUAUAAUAAAGAUUUCAUAUAAGUAUAAUAAUGUGUCACGCGCAAACAAGAGAGACCGAUUGUGUCGCGUUUGCCGAAUAAUUUGCUCGUGUUCUAAAAGAUUAUAAUUAACGAGCGAUUCGAACGCGUCCUAGUCAUUUCGAGAUCCGAUAGAUUUGCCUAUGGAUGAGAAUAGAAAUCCCAAUCUAGUGUUUAAGACGUAGUCGUGUUUGACCGCACGUUGUAAAUAGCAUUCCCACUUUUACAUAUUAAAAUUUGAACGCGAGAGAGAUGUUGGUAUAGUCGUUUUUAGAUAGUUAGACUUAUUAUACGCCUGUUGUAUGUAUUAUACGUGCUAUUUGUACACUGGAGUGCCUACAUAAAAUAUUUACCUACAUUUUUGUACGAAUUGUAAAAAUCUUGUCUUAUCGUAAUGAGAGGAUAAUAUACGAAAUGAUAUACGUUUGAA